GAGUGCUCACUCAAAUUGCUGAGGUGUAUCGACUACAUCAGAUUUCCAGUUUAGGAAUACGAAUAAAUCGAUUGAUACAACGAAACUUUGUCUUACGUGCAAUGUGAAAAGUAUUGUGAUAACAAUUAGAUAACCGCUCAACUCCAUGUUAACAGUAUAAUGCAAUGUGAAUUUGUGUAGUUCGGAAUUAUAGACAACAAAAAAUAACUAUUCUAAACAGAAGAAUGUCUAACGUUCGGCGAGGAUAUUGUGUGACAUUUUGCUUCCUCAUUGUAUCGUCGUGUAGUACAACAGCAAUGUAUUUACGAAAGGAUACAACAGACAAGAGUCAGAUAGGCCAUUACAUCGACGAAAAUGGAGUUAAAGUGGAAAAACAAAUAGUAAACGUUACACUGGUGCGGUCAGGAUAUGAAGAUCUGACUUAUUCAGAGUGGAAUGAUGAUAAUUCAGAUGAAAACCUGCUAGACGACGAUGCCUACAAUUACCAAAAUUCAAAUUCAACAACUGCACAGGCGGAGGAGAACCAAACUAGUGAUUACAGUUAUGAAAACCAUGAUUCAAAUUCAAUGACAAAUCCAUUCAACUCACCGACUAACAUCCUUGAUGUAAUCGCCGCCCUUCACUCUGCAUGGAGUGUAGUGGAACAGCAUCGAAAGAAGUUAGCUGAGAACUUGGAAAGAAAUCAAAAUCAGACAGUGGAAGACGAUAGGUCUAGAAGAAAUCUAAAUUUAACGAGUAUCGAUGAAAUUGGCAGUACGCCCGAACCAGUAGAACCCUUAACUCCUGCACCGACAACCCUGGAAACAAGUGUGUCCGAGGCCCGUUAUAUAAAAGGUGAUCCAUUGAAGGGAUACUAUGAUUUCGUCAUUACCGAAGGAUCCUACAAAUUCUGGGCUGCUUUUCAGUUGGCUACCGCCGUCUUGGUCAUUUAUUCAACUUUUGCAGCUAUUUAUUAUUCAAAAGUGAAUCCAAUUGUUGGCGACUAUGACUAUGUUGACUACCUAGGCGGAGGGAGGUCGUUAUCAGAUACAAAUAUUGAUUAUCAAGACCCAACUGAAGACGCUAGUAAUUCCAGCGACACCAAGAAGACCUCAAUAUCACAACCGCAAAGUUCUUCGUUGUGGACAUCGUUGUUUCAUGGAGACUGGAUACCAAAACUCAAAAGCACUUCGAAAACAAUUUUUGAUGUGAUCGAUAAAAUAUCUCAAUGA
Molecule: messenger RNA, 1211 nt
Organism: Hermetia illucens (black soldier fly)
Lineage: Eukaryota; Metazoa; Arthropoda; Insecta; Diptera; Stratiomyidae
Exons: 3
Coding region: 225-1211 (328 amino acids)
Source: RefSeq, a predicted model, not a curated record